Serendipita indica DSM 11827 is the source of this 2634-nucleotide messenger RNA. The record is from the annotation of a GenBank genome assembly. Lineage: Eukaryota; Fungi; Basidiomycota; Agaricomycetes; Sebacinales; Serendipitaceae.
AUGAGUUUUGUGCAUCUUACAGAGCCAAAGAGAGUCAAACCUGCCGAACAUUCGCAUGAGGGCGAAGCUAUUCAACUAGCGACGACCAGACAGCUGGCUUCAGGCGUGGGGCCAGACCGCGGCGACGAAGCUAUUUCGACUAGACCAGAAGAUAGCCAACACGUUACAGAGCUACCUCCUGUUGACCAUGGAUUUGGCGCUUGGUCUUUCCUGGUGGCGUGCUUCUUUGCGGAAACGAUUGUUUGGGGGUUUCCUAGUGCAUUUGGUGUCUUUCUAGAUGCAUAUUUGCGUGAUCCUCGCUUCGCAAACCAACGCAACGCGCGUUCCCUAUUGCCACUCACUGGAAACCUUACGUCUGGUAUCAUGUUCUGUGCAGGUCCGUUCGCACAUGCUGUGAUGUAUCGGUACCCUCAGUGGAGACAACAUGCGAUGUAUCUCGGGGCUGCCAUAUGUUUUACGAGCCUCUUUGCAGCCAGCUUUACUACUGAUAUUCGCUACCUAGUAUUUUACCAAGGCAUUCUUUACGCUUUAGGAGGAGUGCUGCUCUACAAUCCAUGCCUCUCGUAUACAUCCGAAUGGUUCGUUGUACGGCGUGGGUUUGCCAACGGCGUAAUCUACGCGGGGACGGCCGUCGGAGGCUUGAUUCUCCCGCUGAUACUUCCAAGCGUUAUUGAGCGUCAAGGGGCGGCAAAGGCUCUACGUAUGCUCGCUAUUGUUGUUGGCGCAUUCCUCUUGCCUGCCUUGCCAUUUCUCAAGGGACGUCUACCACCAGCAAGAGUCCAAGGCCCUUCGACUCGGUCGGUCUCGGGAAGGCUAUUCAGGAAUCCAGGAUUUCAUGUUGCACUGGGAAUGAAUACAUUUCAAGGAUUCGGAUAUUUCGUACCACUGGUUUGGCUUCCAACAUUCGCCACGGAGAUGAAGUUGAGCGCUACCAAUGCAUCGAUUGCGCUUGCUGUUCUCAAUGGCUCAUCUGUUAUUGGUCGACUUGGAGCUGGGACCCUCUCGGAUAUCAUAGACCCCUGGAUAUUGGCGCUCUCUACGCUACUUGGGAGCUGUCUCGCCACAUUUAUUCUCUGGGGGGUCCUAAGCCACACUUUGGGUGGGCUAAUUGCGUUCGGAUUCGUCUAUGGUUUAAUUGCCGGGGGAUGGACCAGUAUGUGGAAUGGCUUCAUCCGGCCCAUCUCGCCCGAUGAUCCAAAGUUAGCCACCAAGUUCAUUGGCUAUAUGAUGCUCUCUACAGGUGUUGGGAAUAUCCUCUCGACACCCAUCUCCACUGCACUGACAAAGCAGAACGCUUCCUCGAUGCAUGCCCGCCUAGGGUUCGACGUCGGGGGAGGAAAGUUUGAGAAUGUGAUUAUAUAUGCCGGGAUGUGCUUUGCAGUGGACACCAAACUUGGUCUCCUCUACAGCUCCAAUUUCAAGAUGGCAGACGCUGGCUUCUUCCGCGGAACCAAUGUCAACUCUGACAGCAGAUUCUCCGACAAGGAGCUCAAGUUGCUGAAGACGCUGCGGUUCCCACCUGAAUUCGAGAAAAAGGUGGACAUGAGAAAAGUCAAAUUAGAAGUUCUCAAGCCAUGGAUCAACACUCGUUUCACAGAGCUCAACGGAUUUGAGGAUGAAAUCGUUGCGUCGAUGAUCGUCGGACUUUUGGAGGACAAGGAGAACCCAAUGCCAGAUCCUCGUAAGAUUCAGAUUCAAGUUCAAGGCUUUCUGAAUAAAAAUGCGCCUGUUUUCAUGUCCGAGUUGUGGAAACUGCUCCUUGACGCGCAAAGUAAUCCUCAUGGAAUCCCACAAUCGAUGAUCGACGAACAAAAGGCAAAAUUCAUGGCUGGCGGAGGAGACCGAACAUCUCAGACUAUGGGCACCGAGGUGGCUACGAAAAUAGAGGUCGUGGCAGAGAUUUCGGAGAUAGAGGAGGUAGGGGAGGCGAGCGGCGAGGACGUGGAUUCCGAGGACGAGGUGGUGGGCGAUACGAUGGACCUCCACCAAGGAGGAGAUUUUCCCCGGAUAGACGUUCUAGGAGUCCACCUGGACGACGCUCUAGGAGUCCGCUUGGACGACGCUCUAGGAGCCCACCUGGAAGGCGUCACGAUAUUGGUGGAAGAUCUCGGUCUCGUUCACCUCCUAGACGUGGCUAUCGCUCACCUUCCCCUCGGCGUCGCUAUAGAUCACGUAGCAGGGAUAGUAGAGCGUCCUCUAGUAGAUCAAGAUCAAGGUCUCCACCCAGGAGAGGGGGAAAAUACUCCAGGUACUCGCGGUCACGCUCAGGAUCCAGGAGCUCGCUGCCAAGAAAACGAAAGGGAAGAUCCUCCUCUCAAGGUCAAGCGCGAGCAUUCGCGUACCCGCGACAGAAGCCCGCCACGACGGUACCAAGGUGGAAAGGGGCGGUCCAGAACUCGGUCUAGCUCUCCACCGCGAAAACGUCGCUCUCUCUCGGCGACUCCUCCUAUGAAGCGCGAGUCGCCAUCGCGUUCGGUUGCUUCGUCUCGCUCGAGAAGUAGGACACCGGCCAAGGCGGAUAUGGACAUGGACGGCAGUCAAGGAGUCGACCUUGACCGGCUUGAGAGCGAGGCCAAAGAAAAGGUUCUGCGGGCAAAGGCUCUCAAAGCACGCCAGGCUGGAAUGAAAAAAUAA